Molecule: messenger RNA, 381 nt
Organism: Clonostachys rhizophaga
Lineage: Eukaryota; Fungi; Ascomycota; Sordariomycetes; Hypocreales; Bionectriaceae
Source: the annotation of a GenBank genome assembly
AUGUCUGGAAACUACAGCAUCAAGGGCAGGUUGAUCAAGGACCUCGUCGGUGGUUUCCAAUUCGGCGCCAAGCUUGUCCGCCUAGGUGGCCCAUUCAUUGCCCCGGCGAGCAGCGGUGGCUCUGAUGAUGGAGACGAUGGGGAGAUGGACGGUAUCACCAGUUAUGGGAAGUCUGUUGUUGCCAUCUAUGCUGGCGAGCGCUGGCAUUACAGCCAAUGCAAGUUCCGCUUCACUAAUGAGGGCGCUAGGGGUCAGUUGGGAGAAGUUUUCGAGCUCGCCACGGUCAUGAGCUUCGUGCGCCUUUUUGAAGUCCAAAUAGCCGCCGGAAUCUCAGCGAGUUACAUGUCUGCUUCAUCAGCGGCAGCUGCGGCUUCCGCCUAA